Messenger RNA from Coregonus sp. 'balchen', 8532 nucleotides. The record is from the annotation of a GenBank genome assembly. Lineage: Eukaryota; Metazoa; Chordata; Actinopteri; Salmoniformes; Salmonidae.
AUGCAGGUGCGUCUUGUGGUGGAGUUGUUGUGGCCUCUCUUUCUGUUCUUCAUCCUGGUCUGGGUAAGAUCAACCACCCAACCCAUUUACCAGGGCGAAUGUAAGUAGAACGGUCCCACUUUAAGCAAACUACAACUUAUUAAGGCUUUAUAAUGCAUGUAUAAAGUAUUUACAAUUUCAAUAGAUGCUUCACAAAUAAACUGUAGAUAAACUGUAGAUGCUCACAAAUCAUUAUACUCUAAAUGGUGCAUAAAAGGCAAUAUAAUAGCUCCCCCUGUAAUCUAUUGCACUCCAAUCACAAUGUUUCUAAUCGUGAAAUGUGUCUCUUCCUUUCUCCAAUUUCUGCUGUAACUUUGUCACCUGGUAAAAGUAGCAAUGUCACCGUGGCCCAGCAAAUGUCGUACCUGUGACUGUAACACACUGUUCAGUAUCACUCUUCCUACAAACUCUCAUUAUUAUAAUGUAUUUUCAGACACCCCUACUCCGUUUGACAUAAAGUAUGAGUAGGAAGUAGGAACAUUUGGUCAUGUGGAGUAUGGAUGUCCUAAAAUGUACACCAUACUUGUUGUGAGUUCACCUGAAAUGUCAAAUCCAACUAUUAAAGGGUAAUGGCUAGAUGGGAUACAGUUUAUGUCAAAGUGACAUCAAAAUAUGCAUGUUUGAGUUGCGUCUGGGAUAAUUUUUGCAUUUUAGCUAAGCCUAACCCUUUUCCUAACCUUAACCUAAUUCUCCUAACCUGUUACGUUAAUUCUCCUAACCUGCUGCGUAAGUUCUCCUAACCGGCUACGAAAAGUAACUUCUGACCAUAGCUGUAUACCAUCUAGUCAAAACCCUAUUAAAGUGGCUGAGGGCGUAUGCAAGAUGGCCGCCGAGUCAGCUGACACUGACACACAAGUCAGCUGACACACAACAUGAACACACACCAAACAAUUCUCUAAUUGAAGCCAUCAUCUGAGGACACUGCAGAAAGCUGCAGAAAGAUGGUGGAGGAUGAGGACUUUUAGGUGCUCAUGUAUGGAAGGAAAUGAUUGUGUCUUUUUUUGGUUCCAGGUCAUUAUCCAAAUAAAGCCAUGCCUUCUGCCGGGGUGCUGCCUUGGCUUCAAGGCAUGAUGUGUAACAUAGACAACCCAUGUGAAAACCAUUCCACGCCAGGAGAAGCACCGGGACAAGUCAACAACUUCAACAAUUCCAUGUAUGUAGAAGGGCAACCUUUUUCAAGCCAUUUACCUACAGUGACAAUUUCCAAAUUUACUGUAAUUGAUCCUGGUUUGAGUUACAUUAUUUCACCUUGAUAAUGGUAGGUUUUGGUAGUCAGUUGGCCGUUGAUGUUCCUUUAGAAAGUGAGUUAUAUCACAUUUGAGGUAGGCCUAUAGCUAUCUUUCAUUUAACCAUGCAUUGACUAAGACUUUUUAAAUUCUUCCUCUGUCCAACCAGAAUUGCUGGGAUGUUGAUCGAGUUACAGUCACUUCUGGCAAACAGAUCCAUCCUAACCAAGGUCCAGAUGCUUUCAGAUGAUGUGGACCAGUGGGCUUUGAUUCUACAGACAUCUAACCAUGCAAAAGGUACAGUAUUUCAACUGUUUUCAAAUUGUUCAAACAGUUUUUUAGGGCCCUAGAAAAUCAUGAGCCCAUUGCAGUGAUAAUCUACUUUAGCACACCAACUCAACUGAUCCUGUACUGUUCAAUACACUGAGGACCAUAUUAAUAAACUAAGUUCUAAGCCAAAUCCUGAAUAUCUCAUGAAUAAUAAAGCUUUUACAGCCACUGACUAAUGGCUCAGCAGUAAUUGGAACAGUAUAAUACUUUACCAGACUGACAAUCACUUUGCCAUGGAUUUGACCACGGUCCUCUAUCCACUGGAGUAGCCCAUUCACGAGGGUGACAGUUUGGAGGAUUUGUCAUUCUCUGAGAUCACUCGAAAAACAAUGACAACUGAUUAUUUAUGAUCUAAUUUGCCGUGUGGAGUGGCAGAUCGUUUAUCUUCAUAGGUUGCUACUUCGCAUUAGGCUCAUUUAGCCUGAUGAUAUUCAGAUUUUCACAAGGCACCUAAUUAGCAAAUAGGCAAAAGGGGGCCCAGCCAUUGUUGAGGCUCGCACAAACAUUGCACCCAAAACCGUAUUUGCAUUUUGGGGUCACAGUCUUGUAAUAUACAAGAUUAAAUCCAUCAGAGAUCUAAGGCACGGCUUAAUUAAUGGGAUACGCUGUCUGAGGCGACAUAGCGAAAGGUCAUAUAACACAAGGGAGAGGCAGAGGGAUAUCAAAGGGACGUAAAUGGCAAAGGUGGUUGUGUUGUGCUUCUCAACUGAGAUUAUUAAAAGUGUUGGGGUAGGGACUCCAAUCUCGCCCGGUAACCAAGUUCAGACAGAGCCCAGAGCAUGUUUUUGUUUCGACCUGUAAGCGUCAUGUUGUCCUACCUUAUUGAUGGUGUUGAACAUGGUAAUGACAGAGGUAGUAGUAGUUUUAGUAAGAGUAUAGUGACAGGAUAAGUAUCUCCACCUUGAAUUCCUAUAAGCAUGAAUUUAACGUCAUAGGUACAUACUAUAAUUUAUUUUCUACCAUAUUACGAUGCCAUGUGUGUGGCUUAAGUCAAAAUGUUCCCAGCAUAUUCUCCAAUAUUGAUACUCAUGAGUUUUUUUCAAAAGCAGAUUUCUUGAGAAUACUCAACGAACCAUGUAGCCUAAGAGAUAAACAUUGUGGAGUGAAGUAGUAAUGGGCUGUCUUUGGCUUGUGAUCUCCACCCAGACAUUCUCACCAGUCUAAGCGGGGAGGAUUACAUUAAACAGUCGAUUGGUUUUGAUGUUGUCAUUUCGACCAAGACUAUCAGUGGGCAUCUAAUCAGUACAAAAUGACUGCUUAACUGACUGAUGCAUGUUUAGCAACGAUGUGCCAGCUCCCACUAAAACAAUUCCACUGGCGACCCUCCCUCGCUCUUAUCCACAUUUUAUUGCAACAUUCACCUGUGGAAUACAAUACAAUUUCAAGUCUGAGUCAUCAGUACUUUAUGACCAAAUGCCUCCCAAAGUGAUGUUAAACAAAAAAAAGCAAAGCAAAGCACUUUGGGAAAUGCUACACUUAAAUGUAUCAGUUGGAUGCUGUCAACAUCAAAUGUGUAAGGAACAUCACAUUCACCCCAUCUUUGAUGUUUGCCACGUCUAUGGAGUAUACUGUAUUACAUGCCGUCUAUCAAACAAACUGACACAGCUCCCUCAAAAAUAGUUUUCAUCCCAGAUCCAUUCUAAUUCUGCCCGAGUGAAAGCACAUUACUUGUUCUCCCCCUUCAUGUUUAAGGUCAGCCCAUUCCUCUGAGAAGUAUCCUGAAUGACAAUGAAAUGUUCACCACAUAUCUGAGGGAGAACUUGUCCGUGCCAAUGACGGUAGCCGACAGUCUGAUUACCUCAAAUGUUCGCCUGAAUGGGGUGAGUAAGCAUAAUACCACACAAUAUUUUUUUACCCAUCAUAGUACUGCAGAGUGGUCUGGAAACAACAAUGCACUCUUAAAGCUGGAAGAUUUAACUUUUUGGGCGAGCCGAACAAAUUCACAUAAAUAUAUGUUAUAGAUAUGUCAUUCUUAUUGAAAGCAAGUCUAAGAAACUGUAGAUCUGUUCUAUGUGCGCUAUUUCUAUGCUUCCUGUUCUUAAGUUUCGCUUUUGUGUCUUUUGCUUUUGUACACCAUCUUCAAACAGCUGAAAAUACAAUAUUUGUGGUUAUGGAAAAUAUAUUUCAGUUUAGAUGGUACAAUGAUUCUCUACACUUGUUUUGUCACAUAAACUAAAAUUAGGUGAACUAUUAGAAUUUUAGCAACCAGGAAAUGGCGGAGCGAUUUCUGCAUAGUGCAUCUUUAACAAACAUAAUACAACUCUUAAAUCCAAAAUGAAUCUUCUGCCAACCCCCUCUCCCCCACAAGACACAAACACACUUUUGAGUCGCAGUGCAGUGGCGCUAGAGCUAGUUUUGAAAUGCCUUGUUCGAUGGCACAACGGUUGGAGAUUGUAGUUGGGAUCAGAGUCUAGCAUCCUCCCACUUCUUUUAGUGCCUAACACUAGAUUCGAACUGACAACCUUCUGGCUUCAGGUCUGCCUCUCCAAUCUCUAGGCGUCCUACUUCCCCAUAUGAUUGAACAUAAUGCAUUGCAAGGACAUCAUUUCAUGACUGUUCUAAUCGAUUCAGGAGAGACAUACUAUAUGACUUUGCAGAGAAUUUACAAUAAGUCAAUAUUUCUCAAUCUAUUCCUAGGGGUGCACAUCUUUGUUCUAGCCCAGCACUAACACACUUGGUUCAACUAAUCCCCAAAUCAUGUGUGUUAGCGCUGAGCUAAAACACAAAUGUCACACCUUGGGGGUACCCCAGGAAUUGAUUGAGAAGCACUGCUCUACCUGGCACGUUUGUGUUUGGGUGAAAUGCAGCUGUGGUAGCGAUAAGUGUGAUCUAUGAGUGGCCCCUUCAGAUGUUUCCCAUUGAUGCCCUGCCAUGUUCCAACUGAUAUCAGAUGAGGAGGAAGAAGAUAAUUAUGUGUGCCGGGCUGUACGCUCCUCACUAACAAGGGUGCUUGGUGUGUGUAAAGUACACAAAUAGAACUCCAGGUAGAAAUAUAAACAGAUUGUCAUUGCUAGCUAAAGCUAACCAACUAGGUUCAAUGUUAGUUAGCUAGCUAACAUCAGGCUAUAACCAGCAAUGCAAAUUACUUUCUGAGAUAAUAUUACUACACAGAUCAUACACAUAAUGUUCGCUAGCGAGCCAGCCAGCCAACGUUAGCUAGUUAACUAACAGUACGCUUUAACUUGCAAUGAAAACCACUUUCUGACAAAAUUAGAAACGUAUAUAUUAUGUUGGCAUGAUGAUAUAAUGGUUUGGAUGGCUGUGGGGGCAAAGUAUGUUUGAAUAAAACCCAAGGUGAGAGAGAUUUUUCCUAAACCUGAGAAGCUGAGCUUGGUGCUUCAUUAAAUAUGCUUUAUGGAUGUUUAGUCACUUAACUCAAGGAACCACACAAUCCUUCGUUUUUGGCUAACAAUAUGCUUUGCUCAUGGGCGUGGGGAAAUUAGGUCAUUUCUGGCCAGUAUUUCUGGCCAUUUAGGGGACCCCUUUUAGCUCAAGAGCACCAGAGGCAAAAUGUCUGUACAACCUCUUUAAUUGAAGUUUGUUCUCUAUGUUUCUCCUCUCUUGGUCUCCACUGACUGUUGUAAAGUAAAAACAAUUUGAUUUAUUUAGCAUUGAUAUUUGCUGGAUUUCAUUGAAACCUUUCUUCCAGUAGAGGCGACAAAAGAGUGCACUCUCCUUCCCAGUUUAUCUUUGAGAGAAAAUGUAUGGGACAGCAAAAGCAAUGAAUAAGUGAUGAGGCAAGAAGUUCAAGGAGGGGAAAAAAAGCCAUUUGAACAACUUAAGCUUGGAGGCAUUUUCAGUCAUCGAAGAAAACGACAGACAAGAUAUGGCAAAAAAAAGUCAUCUGGCCCCCCUGAGCAAAAUGGAGGGGAAAAAAAUACUCUUUCACACUCUGAGAGCUUGGAGUUGGAGAAAAGUGGUGAUAAUAAAUACAUAAAGAAAGGGCCUUUAGAAAGAAGAAAAUAGUCUGGGUUUAUCGAGACAGCAUUGAGUGGUAUAGUGGUGAUUUAGUUGUGUUGAGACUUAAUAUAUUUUUUUGAAGGGAGCACAGAGCACAACAUGGUGAGGUUAUAGGGAGCGCUGGACAGCAAGUAACUGGUGCUAUCUUCUUGUCAUACAAGUGUCCAGGUGCACAUUACAGUAGCUUAGCGAUAUGACUUUUGCAACGUGGAUAUUUUAGCAAAACAAGGUGGUUGGAUAGUGUGUUUUAAACAUAGAAUAAUUUAAUUUAAUGAAUGUAAUUGAUACCCAGAGGGGAAAUUAGAUUUGUCAUCAGCAUUGGACGCAUAGCUACAGGGGACAAUACAGCCAUACAUAAGAACACAAAGUCCUGAUAGGACUGAUGGCUGGUAGAACCAGUGCAAUAUACAGAGCAUUCGGAAAGUAUUCAGACCCCUUGACUUUUUACACAUUUUGUUACGUUACAGCCUUAUUCUAAAAUUGAUUAAAUUGCAUUUUCCCCUCGUCAAUUUACACACAAUACCCCAUAAUGACAAAGCAAAAACAGGUUUUUAGAAAUGUUUCCACAUUUUGCGAUUACAGCCUUGAGUCUUCUUGGGUAUGAAGAAUCUCAAUGAUGGUGGUGGCAGCAUUAUGCUGUGGGGAUGUUUUACAGCGGUAGGGACUGGGAGACUAGUCAGGAACGAGAGAAACUGAGCAAAGUACAGAGAGACCCUUGAUGAAAACCUGCUCCAGAGUGCUCAGACUGGGGCGAAGGUUCACCUUCCAACAGGACAACGACCCUAAGCACACAGCCAAGACAAUGCAGGAGUUGCUUCUGUACAAGUCUCUGAAUGUCAUUGAGUGGCCAGCCAGAUCCCUGACUUGAACCCAAUCGAACAUCUCUGGAGAGACCUGAAAAUAGCUGUGCUGCGACGCUCCCCAUCCAACCUGACAGAGAUUGAGAGGAUCUGCAGAGAAGAAUGGGAGAAACUCCCCAAAUACAGGUGUGCCAAGCUUGUAGUGUCAUACCCAAGAAGACUCAAAGCUGUAAUCGCUGCCAAAGGUGCUUCAACAAAGUACUGAGUAAAGAGUCUCAAUACUAAAUGUCAGUUUAUUAUUUUUAAUACAUUUGCAAACAUGUAUUUGUCAUUAUGGGGUAUUCUGUGUAGAUUGAUGAGGACAAAUAUAUAGUUAAUCAAAUGUAGAAUAAGGCUGUCGCGUAACAAAAAACAUGUAAAACAUUAAGGGGUCUAAAAUAUUUUCCGAAUGCACUGUACGACAUCAAUAGCAUCAACAGAAUCAACUACACAUUAUGAAACAUCUUGAGAUAUAGCCCUUAUCACAUGGUAAAUGUAUAGUGAAAACCAGUCUUAUUAUGUUGUACAGUAAAUUACACAGCUAUUACUAUUAGUUUUUGUCCCCAACUCAUUUUCAGUCACAUAAUGGUCUGCAUGGAUGUUAUGAACUCUGAAACAACAAAAAUCUGAGGAGGUUAUUUUGGGGGCAUUCCUUCUGAAGUUACUGUACCCGUUAGAGUUCCCAUUACAUCUAGUAAGGUCACUGUCUUGGUAACCUUUGUGGUUUCUGAGUCCACAAUGAAAUUAGUGUUCUAUUUUUGUAACACCAUUCCAUGCUCUAGCCUCCCUUGGAAACACAGCUGUGAAAUGACAGAUAAUGUGGAGAAUAAAGAGCGAAACAUCAUAUAGUUUACCGAAUGGCUCUGAGAGAUUGCCUUGUGCCAUGGGUCUACUUAUCAAGCCAUUAAUACGAUACAGUCCAAGACCUCUCUUUCUGCCCAUUGACUACUUAGCUGUGAUUUUAAGCUGUUUCACCCCAUAUUUCUUGAGUGAGAUGCCGAUGUUUUUCCAAUCAGCGCGUCUCGGCUUCCUUGUGUAUUGCUGCCAAGGGUAAAAUUUAACUCAGAGUUCAAAAAGGGCUGCGGGAUAAACAGGGAUUCUAGUGACACCUCCUUGAAUUUGUAAAUUAUCUGUGGCUUAUACUUUUCAUAAAUACUAAUGGGGGAUUUAGGAUUCAUUUUCUCUCUUUAGCGCUCUCGCUCUAUGGAUUUGAGCUAUAUUGUUUUUCUCAGUGAAGGUCAACAGGGACUCAUGUUAGCAUACUCCUGACACAUGGACAUUAUAGUGUUUUAAAGGACAUGUGCAGUGGCUGGGCUGCCUUGUGCCAUUGUGUUUUAGCCAUCAGAUAUGUGGUAUGGCUAUGAAUCAUAUUCCUGCCAUUUUAUAAAAAUACAUCCCCUUAAAACAUUGUUGGGGAAGAUAUUGGUUUUGACAUUGCUUGGACUAAAACUUACCACAGGCCUCAUGAACCCAAUAAUUUUAAAAGAGGGCACUGUUGGAAAAAAUGCAGUGUCUAGGCUGUUUUUCCAUUGUUACAGUAACUGUACUUUAUAUAGUGUUGUAUAUCCUCAAGCAACCAUUGUUUUAAACUGAAGACAUGCACCUGAAAAGAAAAUGCAGAACUACUCUCUGUCGGACAGUUUUGUUGCAAAUACCUGUGGUGUUUGAGGUAACAUCUGAGGUGUUAGCUUAAAGUGGAAGUUCAGAAUUUAUAACUUAAUCUUAGGUUUCUCACCGUGAAAGUAGUCUACUGGCAAGAAUAAACUUUAAUCCAUUGUUUGGUUUUCUUUAAAUAGCCACUACAAACAUGAGCGAGCUUUAGCCAACGCUAGCUAAAAAUCAAUGGGAGUGAUAGGGGCAACAGUGCAAUUCAGAUUGAGGAACCAUCUAACAUUAAGUUGUAAAAUACAGAACUUACCCUUUAAAACACUGAGCCUGUUACAAACAAAUACACAUUAUGUAUUGGAUAUAAAUCAACAAUGUUUGCUAAAUCAACUUCUUAUUCCCUCAUUUAGCUACCUACGGCUUUGGAUUUGACUCCGUCCGAGACAUUUGGAUUAGUAAGAAAAACUACAGAGGAUGCCUUACCCGUGAUUGAUGAGGUUGGUGUGGUAGUUAUUUACCAUCUGAAAGAAUAG